Messenger RNA from Cyprinodon variegatus (sheepshead minnow), 2120 nucleotides. RefSeq names its product LEO1 homolog, Paf1/RNA polymerase II complex component (gene leo1). Gene Ontology annotation, biological process: transcription elongation by RNA polymerase II; positive regulation of transcription elongation by RNA polymerase II. Gene Ontology annotation, cellular component: Cdc73/Paf1 complex; nucleus. The record is from RefSeq and is a predicted model, not a curated record. Bases 34 to 1926 code for a protein of 630 amino acids. The transcript is spliced from 14 exons. Gene Ontology annotation, molecular function: RNA polymerase II C-terminal domain phosphoserine binding. NCBI's taxonomy places the organism in Eukaryota, Metazoa, Chordata, Actinopteri, Cyprinodontiformes, Cyprinodontidae.
CGUUGGAUCGAAUCGUUCCACAGUUUGGAAGAAAUGGCGGAUCGGGGUGAAUUAUUCGGCAGUGAUGGAGACAGCGACAAUGAUCAGAGAGAAUCAGGCUCUGGAUCUGGAUCCGAUUCGGAGCAGGAGAGACCUAGAUCCGUCAGCAACGCCUCAGGCAGCGACAGUGAGAGGGAGCGGGAUGAUGACGAUGAUGAUGAAGGUCAGGAAACGGGGAAGCCCAGCAUGAACAAGGAACUGUUCGGUGACGACAGUGAGGAUGAGCAGCACAGUGGCAGCGAUAACCAGUCCGAACAGUCGGGAAACCAGUCGGAGGCCAGCAUGCACUCUGACCAGGGGGAGAACGACCACUCUGACGCGGAGCAGCACAGUGGGUCGGAGCACGACCAGAGAGAGGAGGAUGAGGAGGACGAAGACGCGGGCAACCGGUCGGAUGGUGGGAGCCCGGCAAGCAGCGGGAUGUCUCCGGGUGGAAGCCCCCAUUCUGAGAGGGGCAGUGUUCGUUCAGACAGAAGCAUGCACAGCGAUCCAAGGACGCCACAGUCAGGACCAGGCACCCCUCAUUCCGACGGGGAAGCUUCUGGCAGAGAGAACCAGUCCGACGAUGAGAAGUGGGGAGGGGAAGCUAAGAGCGACCAGUCUGAGGACGAGGAGGAGAAGCGUCACUAUUCAGACGAGGACCGGGAGAACUCGGACGACGAAGCGCCCAGGAACAGACCAGAGUCUGCAAAGGGCAGUGACAGCGAAGAUGAUUUCCUUAGACAAAAAAGCAAACCAAAAGCCGCAUCGGAUUCCGAUUCAGACAGUGACGGAGGAUCGCAAAAACCAAUGAAAGCAGCUGCAGAUGAUCUGUUUGGAGAAGCUGACGACAUCUCUUCAGACAGCGACGCAGAGAAACCUCCCACCCCAGGACAGCCUCUGGACGGAGAGGACGGGAUGGAGGGAGAGCAAGCAGAGGAGGAACCUGUCCCUGAGACUCGGAUUGAGGUGGAGAUCCCCAAAGUGAGCACAGACCUGGGAUCAGACCUUUAUUUUGUCAAGUUGCCCAACUUCUUAUCUGUGGAGCCCAGACCCUUUGAUCCCCAAUACUAUGAGGAUGAGUUUGAGGAUGAAGAAAUGCUGGAUGAGGAAGGAAGAACCAGACUCAAGCUCAAGGUGGAGAACACGAUCAGGUGGAGAGUCAAACGAGACGAGGAGGGAAAUGAAACACGAGAGAGCAACGCACGUAUCGUCAAGUGGUCCGAUGGCAGCAUGUCCCUCCACCUGGGAAAUGAAGUAUUUGAUGUUUACAAAGCUCCUCUCCAGGGAGACCACAACCAUCUGUUUAUCCGACAGGGCACAGGACUGCAGGGACAGGCUGUGUUCAAAACCAAACUCACAUUCAGACCCCACUCCACUGACAGCGCCACCCAUAGGAAGAUGACGCUGUCUCUGGCUGACCGCUGCUCAAAGACGCAGAAGAUUAGGAUCCUCCCCAUGGCUGGAAGAGAUCCAGAGUCGCAGCGUAAUGAAAUGAUCAAAAAAGAGGAGGAGCGUCUGCGAGCGUCGAUCCGUCGUGAGUCUCAGCAGAGGAGGAUGAGGGAGAAGCAGCACCAGAGGGGCCUGAGCAGCAGCUACCUGGAGCCUGACCGCUACGAUGACGAGGAGGAGGGCGAAGAAGCCAUCAGCCUGGCAGCUAUCAAGAGUAAAUACAAAGGAGGAGGAGGCCUGAGAGAGGAGAGAGCAAGGAUCUACUCAUCAGACAGCGAUGAAGGCUCCGAUGAUGAUAAAGCCCAGAGGCUGAUGAAGGCCAAGAAGUUGGACAGUGAUGAGGAGGGCGAGGGGUCUGGCAAGAGGAAGGCAGAAGACGACGAGGAAACAACCACCAAGAAGGCUAAAAAAUAUGUCAUCAGUGACGAAGAGGACGAUGAAGAGGACGAUGAAUAGUUAAAUUUUUUUUUUGUAUUCUUUUUUUAAACCAUUCCCACUGUAUUAUCAGUGUUCAGUCUACAUGGUGUAUAUAUAGCCAUGUUUUGGUUUGUAUAUUUUCUUAUGACCUGUGUGUGGGUGAGUGUGUGUCGGUUUGUUUAUGGUGUGUACAGCAGAGGUGAGGAAUAAAUAAAGGGUUGUUUUACAUAACC